Molecule: messenger RNA, 1446 nt
Organism: Lactuca virosa
Lineage: Eukaryota; Viridiplantae; Streptophyta; Magnoliopsida; Asterales; Asteraceae
Source: the annotation of a GenBank genome assembly
CCAGGUGUUCCCCUUCCUCCUCUUUCCUUUUCUAUCUCAACACCUUCAACAAUUCAACACCAAAUUCCCUACACGUUUCUCCCUUUUCAGCUUUCAAUCACCCACCGGAAUUAACAUCUCUCAUUGGAAAACCAAACCAUGGAGACGGAAGUCCAUACCAAUUACUCCUACAUGGGACGGAAAUUCAGUAACAUCAGCCUUUCAAACGACGAUUCCGCCGCUUUCAGCGAUUGUAACAGUGACCGAUCAGGUGAGUUCCCGACCACGUCGGCGACCAGGCGUCUUCUCCUCGCUUGUGCUACUGAAUCGUCGGAUGAUCUAAUUCAACAGCUGGUCUCCGAUCUAGAUUCGGAUUCGAUUGAAGAUCAGAAGCAAGCAGCGAUGGAGCUCCGGUUGCUCGCGAAGAAUAAACCGGAAAACCGAGUUAAGAUAGCGAGAGCCGGAGCAAUCAGGCCGUUGAUUUCGUUAAUCUCGUCUGCUGAUCCUGAACUCCAAGAGCACGGUGUUACAGCGAUUUUGAAUUUGUCGCUGUGCGAUGAGAACAAAGAGGUUCUAGCGGCGUCCGGAGCAAUCAGGCCGUUAGUUAGAGCGUUGAAGGUUGGAACACCGACGGGGAAGGAAAACGCGGCGUGCGCUCUUCUACGGUUAUCUCAAUUAGAAGAAAACAAAGCGGCAAUCGGUCGAUCAGGAGCGAUUCCUUUGCUAGUUGACCUACUGGAAACCGGAAACUUCCGAGGGCAGAAGGACGCAUCAACGGCGUUGUAUUCGUUGUGUUCGUUGAAAGAAAACAAAGUUCGAGCUGUUCAGGCCGGGAUCAUGAAGCCGUUGGUUGAAUUAAUGGCGGAUUUCGAGUCAAACAUGGUCGAUAAAGCCGCAUUUGUGAUGAGCGUUUUGACACCAUUGAAGGAGGCUAGGGCGGCGUUGGUGGAGGAAGGAGGUAUUCCGGUGCUGGUGGAGAUCAUAGAGAUCGGAUCUCAGCGGCAGAAGGAGAUAGCGGUGGUGAUUCUGUUGCAGAUUUGUGAUGAUAGUGUGGUCUACCGUACUAUGGUGGCCCGCGAAGGAGCCAUUCCUCCCCUCGUCGCCUUGUCACAAUCUGGUACAAAGCGCGCUAAACAAAAGGCGGAAACACUUAUUGAGCUUCUUCGGCGACCAAGAUCCGGCAACGCUGCUGCCAGCUCGGAUUAAUCAGAAUGAGAUGUUCCACGUCAGCAAAAGGACAAAAACAUUAAGACAAACAUGUUUUCCAAAAUUAUAUUUUAGAAAAAGAAGGAAAGGAAGGAAGAGUUUUUUUUUUUGGUCGGAUUUGUAAAUAUUUAAUGUUUGCCGCUACCCUUGUAAAUUGGUGAACGAAAUACCUGUAUCUCUCUGGCUUUUUUUCUUAAAUUUUGAAUGGAAUGCAACGUGUGUUCAACAAAAAGGGGAGAAUGGAAAAUGACUUAGAACGAC